AUGAAAUCAGAGAAUUCAGGCACUUAAAACAAUGAAGAUGUUGAACUUAUAAUAAAUCAAUCCAAAUAAUAAGAUAUCAGCAAUAAUACUAAUGCGAAAUAGGGACAUUGGAGCCAUGAGGAACACGAAUAAUAUGUUUAAUUCCUACUUAGAGUAAAAGGAUCAGGAGAUACAUAGAGGAAGGGACAACCACUGUUCAAAAGGAUGAGUUAGAUUAUUGGCACUAGAACUCCAAGUUAAUGCAGGUACUAUUUUUAAAACAAAUAGAUCCCACCACUAAAAAUUCAAUCCUUUUAAUCCUCGCUUGAGAAAAAAUCAUAAGAAAAGAUAAUUGAUAAAGACAGAAAAGCCAUUUUAAAGAACAAAACAACUCAUCAGAUAAUAUCUUAAUAAACAUAAAAUUCAUUCCGAUGAUGAAAAUCAAAAGGAAUGA
This is a messenger RNA of Paramecium octaurelia, 433 nucleotides long. NCBI's taxonomy places the organism in Eukaryota, Ciliophora, Oligohymenophorea, Peniculida, Parameciidae. The record is from the annotation of a GenBank genome assembly.